AUGACAAUUUUGGCGACGAAGACGACGAUAAUAUCGGAGUUUAAGGGGAUGACUAAGAUGCUGGGUUUCCUCCUCUUGAAGAAGGAGGACUCUUAUCUUGACACUGACGACUUAUGCUUCUGGACCACGGAUUGCACUGAUCAGUAUGCUAAUUGCAUCAACCAUCAAUGUCAAUGCAAGGAAAAUUACGUUCGACAGGGAAAGAAAUGCUACGGCCGGGUUUACGCUGAGUGUACAGAAGAUUCUCAGUGUCUUGGAACCCGUUUAAUUUGUCAAAAUGGAACGUGCUCUGCUCCCGAUGAAGAGAAAGUAGGGGAAAAUUUGUGCUUUGAUAAAUCUGGAGCUAGAGUCUGUUACGGGCCAAAGAUACCAAAAGGAUCACCUCAUGUAAUCUGCCGUAUCCACGGUGAAGGUUUCACAGUAACAGGAGUACUUAUAAAAAUCGUUAAUGGUCCUACAACAUGCAGAUAUAUGUGGUCAAAUCAAGUUCAAAUGCACGGAAAAUACGAACUCCUUCAAUCGAAUGAGAACAUAAAAUGGAAAAACAGCAACUUUACGCUGGAUAAAGCCGUAUAUGGUGGAUUUGAUGAAUUUAACAGACCUACCCUUCUCUGUAAAACUAAAAAUCCAAGCACUUAUUCAACUAAGAAUAAGAACCAAGACAUAUAUUCAAUUGGAAGAUUGUCUGUACCGUACUUUGAUGAGUGUCAAUAUCUUUACAAUGGGAUUGUACAUCGGUCUAAAAUAUUCGACACCUUAAUUUAUGAGGCAUAA
Cotesia glomerata is the source of this 774-nucleotide messenger RNA. RefSeq lists its product as uncharacterized. Bases 1 to 774 code for a protein of 257 amino acids. The record is from RefSeq and is a predicted model, not a curated record. The transcript is spliced from 4 exons. Lineage: Eukaryota; Metazoa; Arthropoda; Insecta; Hymenoptera; Braconidae.